Molecule: messenger RNA, 2746 nt
Organism: Pipistrellus kuhlii (Kuhl's pipistrelle)
Lineage: Eukaryota; Metazoa; Chordata; Mammalia; Chiroptera; Vespertilionidae
Gene: S1PR5
Product: sphingosine-1-phosphate receptor 5
Exons: 2
Coding region: 679-1854 (391 amino acids)
Biological process (GO): G protein-coupled receptor signaling pathway
Cellular component (GO): membrane
Molecular function (GO): sphingosine-1-phosphate receptor activity
Source: RefSeq, a predicted model, not a curated record
CAAGACCGUUGUAUUUAUUUUGUUGUUCAGAUUGUCCCAGCUGUGGCCAGUGGGAGUUCUUUUAGGCUGGCUUCUAUGUCCUUUGGAUUUUUUUCCUUUUUAAAGCCCUUUCUGGCUUAGGAAGAUGCUCCAAGAUCAUUUUGCACUUUCUCUGACCCAACCCUAGAAUCAGCCAUUUCUCUAAGGAGCCCUGGUUCCAGAAACCCAGAUCUGGGUGCUGAGUUUACUUAUGGCUACUAGGAUGUCCCUGCUUUUGGGGGCAGGCGGAGCUAGGAAAUACGUGUGUGUGUGUGUGUGUCCCAACCCACUCACGCACACAUAUCUAUAUUUAUUUUUGUGUCUAUUAGAAAUAAACAUGUCAUGCUGAUAACCCCAGACUAGUACCACAUCGCUUAUUUGUAAUUUGAUUACCCAAUAGCAUGAAAUCUGGCUAUCAGUGUCUACAGCAUGUGUACUAUUUGUUCAAGGCUAGCCUAUAAGUAGAUCCAGAACGGUUAACCCCUGAGAAACAAGUUUACUGACUGUCAGUGCGGUGUUUCUGUACAAUGCCGAGACCACCUCUGAGCUGAGCAAACCAACCUAUGGCUGUGAGCUGGAGUCUGCCCUCUGGCCUCCGCUCUGAGACCGGGUGACUGCUCUGGUCACUGGCCAUGCCCAGCUUCCUCGGGGCGGUGGCCCAUGGAGCCGGGGCUGCUGCGGCCCGCGCCUGUGAGCGAGCUCAUCGUCCUGCACUACAACUACACCGGCAAGCUCCGCGGCGCGCGCUACCAGCCAGGCGCGGGGCUGCGCGCCGACGCCGCCGUGUGCCUGGCCGUGUGCGCGCUCAUCGUGCUGGAGAACCUGGCGGUGCUGUUCGUGCUGGGGCGCCACCCGCGCUUCCACGCGCCCAUGUUCCUGCUCCUGGGCAGCCUCACGUUGUCUGACCUGCUGUCGGGCGCUGCCUAUGCCGCCAACAUCCUGCUGUCCGGGCCGCUCACGCUGCGCCUGUCGCCCGCGCUCUGGUUCGCCAGGGAGGGCGGCGUCUUCGUGGCGCUCGCCGCCUCGGUGCUCAGCCUCCUGGCCAUCGCGCUGGAGCGCAGCCUCACCAUGGCGCGCCGGGGGCCGGCGCCCGCGGCCCGGAGGGGGCGCACGCUGGCGCUGGCGGCCGCCGCCUGGGGCCUGUCGCUGAUCCUCGGGCUGCUGCCGGCGAUGGGCUGGAACUGCCUGGGCCGCCUGGACGCCUGCUCCACCGUCCUGCCGCUCUACGCCAAAGCCUACGUGCUCUUCUGCGUGCUCGCCUUCCUGGGCAUCCUGGCUGCCAUCUGUGCGCUCUACGCGCGCAUCUACUGCCAAGUGCGCGCCAACGCGCGGCGCCUGCGAGCUGCCGGCGGCUCCUCCAGGCGGGCGCGCCGCGCGCCGCGCUCCCUGGCGCUGCUGCGCACCCUCAGCAUCGUGCUCCUGGCCUUCGUGGCGUGCUGGGGCCCCCUCUUCCUGCUGCUCCUGCUGGACGUGGCGUGCCCGGCGCGCGCCUGCCCCGUGCUCCUGCAGGCCGAUCCCUUCCUGGGCCUGGCCAUGGCCAACUCUCUUCUGAACCCCAUCAUCUACACGCUCACCAACCGCGACCUGCGCCACGGGCUCCUGCGCCUCGUCUGCUGCGGCCGGCGCCCCCGGGGCCGGAGCUCCGGAGCCUCCCAGCGCUCUGCGAGCGCCGCUGGGGCUUCGGACGGCCUGCACCACUGGCUGCCUCCCAGCCUGGACGGCAGCUCCAGCCGCUCGGAGCGCUCGUUGCCCCAGCGGGACGGGCUGGACAUAAGCCUCCCCACCGGCGCACUCACAGCCCCGGGGACCCUGGUACCUGCACCAGCCGCAGAAUGACCCCCUCUCACCCGCCAUUGCCCUUCCCAAGAGCUGUUUGCAGAUUUUUUUCUUUUUUAAAUAACGGACUCUAUAGGAAAACCAGCCGAAGAUGGUGCAGAAAGAAGACGCAGGGAAAGGUAUUUUACUGGCUGGUGCUAAACCCCACAACAGUGAACAAGAAUGACAAAAAUCACCGUCUUGGUGGGGUUGCCGUUCUGGUGGGACACAGGAGACAAUGGAGUGGAGAAAUCAUGGAGAUGGUUCCAGUGACAAUACAGUGGUGUGAUGGUGUCAGAGGAGGCCUCUGCAGAGGCGGUGACACGUGAUGUGAACCAAGACAUGACUGUCCUGAAACACACGGAGCAAGAGCAUUUCCUGCGAGGGAACAGCAGGUGCCGAGGCCCCGAGGCUGCGGUGUGUCUGGGUUCUAGGACAAGCAGGGACCCAGGUGUGGCUGGGGCUGUGGUGGAGGGGAGAGGGGAGAAGACAAAGGCAGGGAGACCACUGGCCAGAUCACUCAGAGUCUGUGGGCUCAGAGGCGGACGGUCCUUCUGCUCUGAGUGAGGUGGGAGCCAUGGAGGGUUCUAGAUAAGGGAAGGCCUUGACUUGGUCCCGGUGUUCACAGAUCUCUGGGCGAGGCACAGGUGGUAGCUGGAAGAACAAGGUGGUGGCUGUGCUGGCCAAGGAGGGUGACGACGGAGACUCAGGCCGUGUGGGUUCUGGGUAGAUUUUGGAAACAGCGGACAGGAUUACUGAGGAAGUGAGUGUGGGAGUGAGAUGGGAGUCAAGGACAGCGCUCCAGUUUAGAGGCGAGAGCACCAAAGACAGGGCACUCUACCAUUUGACUCUGGGAGACUCAGCCAAUUCUUAACUGGAACAAGGUGUGAGCGUGUCAGGCCCUUCAUAAAAA